Messenger RNA from Ziziphus jujuba (common jujube), 1486 nucleotides. Its product is annotated as DAR GTPase 3, chloroplastic. Gene Ontology annotation, cellular component: mitochondrion. The transcript has 9 exons. Bases 1 to 1104 code for a protein of 367 amino acids. The record is from RefSeq and is a predicted model, not a curated record. Gene Ontology annotation, molecular function: GTP binding; GTPase activity. NCBI's taxonomy places the organism in Eukaryota, Viridiplantae, Streptophyta, Magnoliopsida, Rosales, Rhamnaceae.
AUGGCUGUCCAACUCCCAGGCAUCUGCCUUCCAAUAAACUGUGCCUUGGCCUCUGGAAACUUAUCUCAGUGUCGAAGCAAAUCACUCUCCCGGACAGCUCUAUCGGCUACGGCUCCUCUCUCAUCUCCAGCUCCCACCAUCCAGAUUGUUGGUGGGACAAAUUUAAUUUAUUAUGAAAAUGAGAACGCAAGUACCUAUGGCUCCCAAGUCGAGACUGAUUGGGUUGAUCUGGAUACCGAUCUUUAUCACUGGACUAAGGCACUGCGUCCUGUUCAGUGGUAUCCUGGUCAUAUUGCAAAAACUGAAAAAGAACUCAAAGGACAGCUCAGGUUGAUGGACGUGGUGAUAGAGGUGCGAGAUGCUAGAAUUCCUUUGUCCACUGGUCAUCCACAGAUGGAUUCAUGGCUUGGUAACAGGAAAAGGAUUUUGGUGUUAAAUAGAGAAGACAUGAUUUCCACAGCAGACAGGAAUGCUUGGGCAACUUAUUUUGCAAUGCAGGGAACAAAGGCUGUCUUUUCCAAUGGCCAACUUGGAAUGGGAACAAUGAAGCUUGGUAGGUUAGCCAAGUCACUAGCAGCUGGUGUAAAUGUCAAACGCAGAGCCAAAGGACUGCUUCCUCGUCCGGUUCGAGCCGGAAUAGUUGGGUAUCCAAACGUUGGAAAAUCAUCUUUGAUAAACCGAUUGUUAAAGCGUCGGAUGUGUCCAGCAGCUCCAAGACCGGGUGUAACAAGAGAAUUGAAGUGGGUUCGAUUUGGGAAAGAUCUUGAAUUGCUAGAUUCUCCUGGUAUACUCCCCAUGAGGAUUAGUGAUCAGUCUGCUGCAAUAAAACUUGCUAUAUGUGAUGAUAUUGGAGAGAGAUCGUAUGAUGUUACUGAUGUUGCUGCAGUUCUUAUACAGAUGCUGACAAAACUUCCAUCAGUUGGUAUAAAGGCUAUUCACAACCGCUACAAGAUUGAUGUGGAUGGCCAAUGUGGUAAAACGUUUGUUCAGAAGCUUGCUAUGCACUUGUUUAAUGGGGACAACCACCAAGCCGCAUUUCGUGUAUUGUCAGAUUUUAGGAAAGGGAAGUUUGGUUGGAUUGCUCUGGAAAGGCCUCCGUCUUAAUUUGUAGUUGUCAAGCUUCCGUGGAUACUGUCCUUGAAGUAUCUCAAGUAUGCCGACAGCUUAUGGAUGAACAAGAUACCAAAUAUUUGGGUAGAAAAUUAAGCUUCUUAUUGAUAAAGGAAGGAAACUGGAUCCCUGAGAAAGUUUUUAGACUGUCCAGCCUGAGUCUGGUUAAUAUUCAAAUGGGCAAACGGCUACUUGCCCCGAGUCCUGACAAAGCUAUAAAAGUACGUGGAUUAUGCUGUCCGCCAUGGAUAAGGAGGGAUAUUAUUAUACGUCUUUUACAAGUUACCAUAUGCAAAGGGGUCUCAAAGUUCUCGUAUGAAUCAAAUAUGUAUAGCAAUUAUUUAUGAAACAAUGUUUAGUCCGGCCUUUUCUUUGA